UCAAUGCGCCUCCAUUAUUGAAGCACGACAAACCAUCUGAACACAAGACUUCCGCUCCAUCGUAGCCACAAUGAGGACCUCACUGCUGCAACUCAGCUCGCGAACCCGCCUCGUCGUCUCCCACACAACCCGCCAAUUUUCAACCACCCCACCCCUCUCCGCCCGAAACCGCAUCUACCCAGCCCGCGUCCGCAACGAAGAAGACCUCCACACCCUGAUCCUCAGCAGCGCCAGCAGUCGCGUCCCCCUCAUAACCCUCUGGAUGACAACCUGGAGUCGUGACUGCGAUGAAAUUCUACCUCUCAUCAAAGACCUCAUCGAACAUGACGGUGUAGGAGAAGACAAAGGCAGCGUGAGCUUCGCAGAAAUAGAAAUGGAUAGUCCAGAUUUAGGAGGAGUUUCCGGAAUUGCGCAAAGGUAUAUGGUUACUUCGGUUCCGACGCUUUUGGCGUUUGAUCGACAAGAACCGCAGAUUGAGACGAAGGUUGCGAGGUUGGAGGAUUUGAAAAGUAGGGAGUUUUUGAGGGGGUGGAUUGAGAGGGAGGCUGCGAGGCAUGGGAGUGGGGGUGCGGGUGGGAGGUUUUUUGGACUGUUUGGGAGAUGAGUGUAGAUGCGAAGAAGAGGCGACAGCAUGAUGGAGCUGACAUGGAAGCGUCCGCAGUGAUGCUGGCUUGAUUGCAUGGGUUCUGGGCUGAUUUGAUGCGCUUCCCAGUAGCGAAAUCAAGACAGCUGGGGUGGUACUGAGGCCCGCAUCUUCGCUUCACUUGUCGCCAUCUAGGCGGAGAAGUGGAGAUGUUCAGGGCCAAAUUAGGCAGAGCGCUUCUCAGAGCGACGAAACUUGGCCAAGAUCCGUCUUCCUCUGCAAUGAGUUGCGAUCGAUUCGGCCAGCCGAAG
Cercospora beticola is the source of this 894-nucleotide messenger RNA. NCBI's taxonomy places the organism in Eukaryota, Fungi, Ascomycota, Dothideomycetes, Mycosphaerellales, Mycosphaerellaceae. The record is from RefSeq and is a predicted model, not a curated record.